Messenger RNA from Xiphophorus maculatus (southern platyfish), 1032 nucleotides. Its product is annotated as coenzyme Q-binding protein COQ10 homolog, mitochondrial-like. The record is from RefSeq and is a predicted model, not a curated record. Gene Ontology annotation, biological process: cellular respiration; ubiquinone biosynthetic process. Gene Ontology annotation, molecular function: ubiquinone binding. Gene Ontology annotation, cellular component: mitochondrion. NCBI's taxonomy places the organism in Eukaryota, Metazoa, Chordata, Actinopteri, Cyprinodontiformes, Poeciliidae. The transcript is spliced from 5 exons. The coding region runs from base 45 to 779 and encodes 244 amino acids.
UGCUGGCAUGGUUUUACCGGUUAGUUUGUAAAACGAGGUUUUUGAUGGAAAAAUACAGAAUGACCAGAAGAACAACGUCUCUGCUGUUUAAGGCGCUGGUGGACAUGAAGGACGGCGCACUUUUAAAGGCUGUACGUGGAAACAGCAGAAGGGCACACUUUAGACAGUUGGGAUCUUGUGGGAUCCUGACAGAAAGGAGAGCCAGCCUUCAGCUGCGCCCUGCCACCCCCACGGUGACAACCAGGCGCACCUUCAUCAACCUGGCUGUUCCCAUCAGCACCCGCAGGAUGGAGUACACGGAGAGCAGGAUAUUGGAGUACACUCCAGAAGAGAUGUACAAGGUGGUGGCCAACGUAGAGGACUACAAGUAUUUUGUUCCCUGGUGCAAGAAGUCUCGAAUCCUGAAGGGAACGAAGGGAAACGUCCGAGCAGAGCUUGAAAUUGGUUUCCCUCCCAUCACCGAGCGAUAUACAUCUGAGCUCACUUUUGUUCCUAACCACCAAGUCAGAGCGGUGUGCUCUGAUGGGUCACUCUUCAGCCAUCUUGAAACGGUGUGGAGGUUUGCCCCUGGAGCCAAAGGCCUCCCAGGCUCCUGCAAAGUGGAUUUCUUUGUGUCCUUUGAGUUCAAGUCUCUGCUGCAUUCUCAGCUGGCCUCCGUGUUCUUCGACGAAGUUGUAAAGCAAAUGGUCAGUGCCUUCGAGUCCCAUGCAGCGACUCUUUACAGAAACAAGCCAGACGCUUCCUUCAGGAGUCUUUCAGCUAUUAGCAACCACCUCUGACCUCUGCAGUGUCCUUAUCCUCCCGGGCUAUUACCAAAACCAAGCCAUCGUGCUGCUUUCACUACGCCCAAUACUUGACUCUCAUCUGAGACCAGUUCUCCUGUUUGCACGCACCUACAUAUUUUAUUGUAAAUUGAACAUAUGCAAACUGUAUUUAUUUUGAGCCAAAUUAAAAUUUAUUUACUUUUCUGUACAUAUUUAUUUAUUUUGCUGACGGUAAUAAUACAUCAAAUAAAAGUUUUUGUUAAAAGUG